Pecten maximus is the source of this 5602-nucleotide messenger RNA. RefSeq names its product tyrosine-protein kinase SRK2-like. Gene Ontology annotation, cellular component: extrinsic component of cytoplasmic side of plasma membrane. Lineage: Eukaryota; Metazoa; Mollusca; Bivalvia; Pectinida; Pectinidae. The record is from RefSeq and is a predicted model, not a curated record. Gene Ontology annotation, molecular function: non-membrane spanning protein tyrosine kinase activity; ATP binding; signaling receptor binding. Bases 171 to 1721 code for a protein of 516 amino acids. Gene Ontology annotation, biological process: cell differentiation; cell surface receptor protein tyrosine kinase signaling pathway; protein phosphorylation. The transcript is spliced from 12 exons.
UGCCUCUCCUUCCGGCCUGACUUCCUGGUUGAAAUGAAGUAGACAGGAGUUUUAAAGUUGUUUUUCGAUGGGAUUCCUCCCAGAUAUAACGUUGUUUAUAUGAAAAGUUAACAAAUUGGCCACACACAUCAACAAUUGCAUGAGAGAAAACUUCAAAAGGUAGCAGAACCAUGGGUCAGUGCCUGAGUGACCCUGAGCGCCCGCCAACCCGCCAACCACCACCAGUCAAUGAAGUUGACAAUCAGGCAGUGUCCCUCCAUGUCAAUGAUGUCAAUGUGGUGAUAAACAGUACGAGUCCAGUUCGUCCCCUGCCACCCCCACCUCCCACUAGAGGUUAUUUCCAACACUCAAGAGAGUCCAACACUGUUCGAGCUCUGUAUGACUUUGAUGCCAUCAAUGAUGAUGACCUGUCAUUUAAGAAAGGGGAUCGACUGGAGGUGGAAGAGUCCAGUCAAAACUGUGACUGGUGGAUGGCACGUCACAUGACAACAGGUCAGACAGGAUACAUCCCUAGUAAUUACGUGUGUAAGGAUGACAACACCCCACAGGCACAAGAUUGGUGGUAUAAUGUAGACAGGAAGGAGGGAGAGAAGCAACUCAUGUUACCGGGCAAUGCCACGGGAACCUUCCUCGUCAGAGAGUCAGCAGAUAAGGCAUCCUAUGUGCUGUCGAUCCGUGACCACGACAUCAAGACAGCUGAUGCUUGUGUGAAACACUAUAGAAUUCGUAAGAUGGACAAUGGCGGGUUCUACAUCAGCCCACGUCGAACUUUCAAAAGCAUGCUACAACUCAUCGAUCAUUACCAGUCUGUUGGUGAUGGACUGUGUUGUCAGCUAGGAGAAGCUUGUCCAAAGAUCCGCCCCAUGGUGCAGUUCCGAGAGCUUGAGGUCUCUAGAGAAUCAGUAAAACUCAUCAAGAAGCUUGGAAGUGGUUGCUUUGGUGAUGUCCAUGCAGGAAGAUGGAGAAAUACUGUGGACGUGGCUGUUAAAACACUUAAGCCAGGUGCCAUGACACCCCAGGACUUCCUGCAGGAGGCUAAGCUUAUGCACAAGUUGCGACAUCGUAAACUGGUUCAGCUGCUGGCUGUGUGCUCCACCACAGAGCCUCUGUGGAUAAUCACAGAACUUAUGGUCAAUGGGGCUCUGCUGGACUACCUCAGGAAGGAUGAAGGAAAACAUAUAGGAUUCCCAGUCCUAGUGGAUAUAGCCGCACAGAUUGCUGAUGGUAUGGCGUACCUGGAGAGGGAAAACUUCGUUCACAGAGACCUAAGGGCUGCCAAUAUUCUUGUUGGGGAGAGUAAUGAAGUGAAAGUGGCAGAUUUCGGACUGGCCAGGCUCAUACAGGAAGAUAUAUAUGAAGCUCAAGAACAUACAAAAUUCCCAAUAAAGUGGACUGCUCCUGAAGCUGCCUUUGACAGGAAGUUCAGCAUAAAGUCUGACGUGUGGUCGUUUGGAGUCCUCCUUUAUGAAAUCCUCACAUUUGGCAGAGUGCCUUAUCCAGGAAUGAAUGGUCAUGAAGUGCUAAGUAAAGUAGAGAAGGGCUACCGGAUGCCCAAGAUGACAGGAGGACCGGUGUCCUGUCCAGAUCCUUACUAUGAAAUCAUGCUCAGCUGUUGGAAGCGAACCCCGGAAACCAGGCCGACUUUUGUGUAUCUACAGGACUUCUUUGAUAACUUCUUUGUAUCAGCAGAAACCCCAUACAAAGAGUCCGGGGAUAUGUAGAUUACUGUAGAUCGAGGGGUGGCUCUGAACAGGAGGCAUUUGUUACACCAACUGAGAAAGUGACAUUUAGGGAAUUAAUCUAAGUCACUGAAAUGUGUUUUAUAUUUAUCUGAUGAAGUACCCUACCUAACAGGGAACUGUGAUAGCUUUUCAGGUUGUAGAUUAUAUGAUAUAUGUACAUGUUGAAGCAUAAAAUGUUUAAGAAAGGCUAAUUCUGACAUCAUUUCUAGGGUGAAAAAGUAUAUAGUUCUAUGUAGAAAUAUCGUUAAGGAUAUACUGAACAGAAACUGAUAUGCUGAACAGAAACAGUGAUAUACUGAACAGAAACAGUUUGGUGGAAUGAGUCUAAUCAAAAUCAGCAUGUGCAUAUUAAAUUCAUCUGUAUAUAGACUAAUGGUAUGCUAUUUUGCUCCCAGUGAACUGGAGAUAAUAACAUGGUAUGAAAUAUAACUGGUAUUUCUUAUACACUCAGUCUAGUAACAGGUAACAUACAUGUCCAAUUUUUUUUUAACCUGGAAGUGUUACCUCUGUAAGCUAAUUUUUUUCUGGAAAAAUAAUCCAGAUUUGUAAGCUUCAAUUAAAACAUUUUAGUAUGCAAAGUACGGUUGCUAAUAAUUAGUUUAGAGGAUUUUUACCCAACUGGGCCUCAAUAGAAAAAUAUGUCUUUUAAGUCAAUGGUUACUGGUAUAGACAUAUAGGUCAAUGCCAUGCAAUAUUUAAAUAGAACAAAUAUGUUGUACUGUUGUUAACGUGUGGACGUGUAAUUUUGUAUACUUCUUUUGAGAAUUUUUUUUAUAAAAAUAUAUGCAUAAGUUUUAUACAGCUUUAUGUAUUGUAUAGAUCAUGUUUGUUGUCAUUUAAACAGCUUAAGAAUUGCACACAUAUAAGUGAGUCAUUGCCAGUCAUACUAUAAUAUUCAUAUCAUGUUUUGUUCCAUAGUCUAGUAUGAUACUGAGCAACUUACAAAGUCUGGUUGAAUGAUAGUAAAUAUUUUUACACAAGGGGUAUUAAACUAGUGCCAUUUUGAGUACACAGAUCUGUAUGCCUUGUAUCUCCAUAGAAACAAUGGAUGGUGUUGUGGUGUGUGCUUAAGGAACCUCCCAAGUCUGUGUAUUAUAACAAAUACACUCUACUCUAAUCUAGAUAGUGUUUAACAAGAUGGAAACAUUACACUGUAUAAUUACAGCAUCAUCAAAAUAGCCAUUUGUAAUGAUCAUGGUAUAUUUAUUAUCUUUUACACGCAAGUUCCUCAAUUUACUUGGAAAGUUAAAUUAGAGUAUAGAUUAUGUCAAAUUUAUGUCUAAAAUACUUGUUGAAUUCUAUGCAAUUCUUUUGGUAUGCCAUCAUACAUGUCAAUAUUAGAAUUUUUUUGUUCCUUUUUAAUAGAAUGAAAAUUGAAGACUGACAGAAUGCAUUGAUACCAAAUACUUACUGUGAACCCCCAUAUGUAGUGUUUUCAUGGUGAAAUUUUCCAGCAGUUUAGAUUGUUAGUUUUAAAUAUCUAACUACAGCUUAUCUUUGAAAAGUAACACAUCUAGGGUUUGUUAUACAACGAAUUCAUAUCAUUUCUUCGUGUAAAGAGAAACUUUAAUCUAUACUGAAAUUUUAUCAGCUAUCCAAGAUUACACCUUAAUUUGUUAGAUAUAUUAAUUGUUCAAUUCAUGAUGUAUAUUAUUUGCUUUUGCCAUGUUGUUGAUAUCAGUAGAAAGUAGAUUUGAAUAAGUGCUUCCAAUUGUGUGAUUGUAAUCUCAUGUUCCAUCGUAAGUCAAAGUAUUUUGAUCAGUUUUUACACAGCCAAUUGCGUUUCAACUAAAUUAUGUAUUUACAUUCCAGUGUAGAUAUUUCCCAGUUGCUUGGUCAUAAGGACUUGAAGUUUAAAAAAAGAUCUUUGAGUUUGAAAUUUAAUCAAGAAGAGUGCGCUUUCAUAAAGCAUGGGAAUAUUGACAAUUAAUUUUACAAAGACCAAUUGUUAAUCUUUAGACAAUUUACAAAGAACAAUUGUUAAUCUUUAGACAAAUGCAAAUUCCUACUACUUGAGGAAUGAUCAUGCUUAAAUGGCAUGUAUGAUCACUAUGCUUAUCGAACAUAUUUCGGAGUAACAUGGUAAUGUGCAAUAGUUGAAAUCAUCAUGAUACUGUACAUGCAAAUACUGGACCAGACAUAAAGUAUUUCAAGCAGUAAAUGUAUGCUGUAUUGCUUAAAUCACUACACUCACUUUAUACACCUGUACAUAUGUAAUGUUUUCAUUUCAGUGUGAUUGUCAUCAACUUUUUCAUUUUUCUCAUUGGAAGGUUGAUAUUUAUUUGCUGAUGAUGUUAAAUUAAAAGAUAAUCAGUCUAAAAUUGUUUGAUAUUAAAAUAUUUCUUAUUUUUGGAGAAUGUGUUGAGUAAAUAGGACUGAUCUUUUUCACAAUAGAUACAUCUUGUUGAGCUUUCAGAUAUAUAAUUAUGCUGUUUCUUGAAUUAAGUUCGAGAAAGCCUGUUGUACAACAUUGUGAUAGUUUGUACAUUUCACUGUUAUAAGGGCGAAAUUGUCUUUCACUUCUACAUUUGCCCCACGUGGUGUUUAUCAUAAUUAUACAUUCCUUUGUCGAUCUUCACUUUCACAUAUCAUUAACUGUUUUACGGACCAGUUUAUUUCUGCCUUUACAUAAUAUAAUGUUUAUUUUCCUACAUCUAACACUUGUUACUUUUGUAAAAUUACAACUUAUAAACAAUCUAUUUAUUAGUUGUAUAAUGCAUGCAUUUUUGCCUUUCAUGUUAUCUUAAAGCAAUGAACUAAUUGUGUGAAGUCUUUAUUUCAGUGGUAAGGGGAGAUAAGCUUUGUUAUCACUGUAUACAUGGUAUAUUGUCUAUAGUGGUAAGUCUGCGGUUGUAGCAGUGGACUUACAUCUGAAUAUUGAUGUAUACAUAGCUCGUUGUCUAUGAUAAAUCUACAGUCAAACAUUUGUCAUUAGAACACAGAAUAUUGCAUUAAAUGCAAACUGAGAAAAAUCACCCACUAAAUGAAAUUUGGCACGAAAAAUGGAUUAAAGGGAAUCAUGAAAAGCCCACAUAAUACAUCAAGACACUGUUUUUAAUGUUAAUGAUGUCAAAAGCUUUCUUAUAAUAAUGUAACAUUCCUUUCACUCCAGCAGGUUGUCCAGAUUUUUACUACAUGUUUUAUAGAUAGGGGGUUAUACAAGGUACUUUCAAAAAUUAUCUAUGGAAUUAAUAGAAGCCAUUAACUACAUUAUGUAGUUUGGUUUUAAAACUUGGUUUUAAUUCUAGACUGAUUCUGCUAAUUAAUGCCGAGUUAAUACCCAGAAAACAUUGCUACAAUAGCCAAAUAUAGUCAUAAUAAACAUAGAUAUCCUCCAGUCCCACUCAUUCAUCUUUGACUUUAGUGUGACCAGCCUUAAAGGUCAACACUUCACUGUUCUCCCCUAUAUUUCGGUUGGCAAAUCUGUUUGUGAACAGAACAUCAACCUUCUCACAAGUCCUUUGUUCAUCAAAAGGUCCUAGGUACUUAACAUUCCAAUCAUCAAAGACUAUUGGUUCUAUUCCUGAUCAAACUGAUCAUAAAACAAUUGGUAGUGUCCAAAUUAUUUUAAUCCUGUCAUACGUAUUAAGCGCUGGACAAAUGAAGGACAUUGCUAAUUAGUCAGUUUUAUAGAUUAAAAUGUUCAGUACCAUGUGGUGUUUUUGGAACUAUCAAACAUUUUUAUUCAAGUUAAGUGGGAUGUUGUUGUUGAUCAAUAGGUUGAAUCUAUUAACUUUAUUUUUGUAUACAUUAUAUUAUAAAAUCAUCAAAUUUUAUAUGGUGUUUGUGUAUUUGUAAAUUCUUUGAUAAUCUGACAUUUGUAAAUACAUGUAACAAAUAAAAAAAAAGGCAUAGGCAUU